CGAAAAGUAUAUUGUCAGUCAGCGAUCACGUGGCGUUUAACGUGUUAAUGUAAUAGCAGUGACACAGUAGUAAUACUAAAAGAAUUUUCAAUUCUCUGAGAAGCAUUUCGUUGCUUUGGUUUGAUGCCUCGUGACACUCAUCUCGAGUUUGUCGAAUGUGAACGUACUUUCUCGUGAAAAUUUCUGUUUCGCUACAGGCUGGUUGUCUUAAUGGAUUGGUUGCUCGGGGUGCCGAUCUGCAUCUAUUGUUGGAGACUUUUAAAAAGAAGCCUUCUACAAAAUUGCUGGUAAUACUAAGGAUUACCGUUAAAAUGUUUUCUUUUUUCAAAGGUGACUUUGUUUCGACGCGGACCCAAUGCAUACGUAUUGCAUUAUUACAAGACGAAACAACCAGUAGCGGGCCGCUCGAAGGUAAGGGGAGGAAUAAACAGAAAGAGAAUGGGAGCACUGAAAAUUGCAUAAACUGGAUGGUUGACUUGCGUAAACUGGCAUUGGCCCUCGUGGCAACGAGAGUGGGUGAAGCAGGAGUUCUUUUGUGACGACUGGGCGAUUUAAUAUGAAUAUUGGAAAGGAUUGAUGAUCGAUGAGGGAAUUCUUAAUACUUCAAGUAUGAUGAAAUAUGGUACGGAACUGCAAAGAUUCGGGUAUGAAGCGAAAACUACUGGAAAUUAUAGUGGCAAACACGUGCUCCAUGAUCAUUAGGGGAUUGACAAUGGGCCUGUCAACCACCGUUGCACAUACGGUGAAGGAUUAGGCUUAAAAUAUCUUUCGUCGCGUAAUGUGGAGGAUUCAAACGCACCCGCUGCAUCUUCAGCAGGAUACCAGAUUCCACCCUUCGGCAGCUGCCAUACUUUACAACGAGAGGUUCAGCCUCCUCCAAAGGACUUGCUCGCUGAUUGGAUCGACAGCUGGAGCCGGGGGUUCCGGGGCGGUUGGAGGCGGACAGGUUCAACUCUGGCAAUUCCUGCUGGAGCUGCUCUCGGAUUCGUCGAAUUCUACCUGCAUCGCGUGGGAGGGCUCGAACGGGGAGUUCAAACUCACCGAUCCUGACGAGGUCGCGCGCAGAUGGGGCGAACGGAAGAGCAAACCGAACAUGAACUACGACAAACUGUCGCGGGCGCUCAGGUACUAUUAUGACAAGAAUAUAAUGACGAAGGUUCACGGAAAGCGUUACGCUUACAAAUUCGAUUUCCACGGAUUGAUGAUGGCUUGCCAAGCACAGUCUGGCGUGACGUUAGAUUCAUCCCCGACGUCUCGAGGUACAGGCGCAAAUUGUCAUGGUCAUCAUUCCCAUCACACUCAUCACUUGUACCCAACAGGAGCGUCAGGUUCGCAACAUCCAUCGGUAUCCGUACCUUCAUCAGCUCAACCGCCUCAGCCACCACCACCUCCGCAUUAUUGUUGGCCUUAUCAUCGAUAUUCUCCGCCCACGUAACAUAAGAAAUUAGUUACAAUUAUGUUGCGUUUACAACACUGAAAUAAGUCUGAUAUAAUGACACUAGGUUUCCUUUAUAAAAUUUAA
Messenger RNA from Nomia melanderi (Alkali bee), 1522 nucleotides. Its product is annotated as protein c-ets-1-B. Gene Ontology annotation, cellular component: nucleus. Gene Ontology annotation, biological process: regulation of transcription by RNA polymerase II; cell differentiation. Gene Ontology annotation, molecular function: sequence-specific DNA binding; DNA-binding transcription factor activity, RNA polymerase II-specific. The record is from RefSeq and is a predicted model, not a curated record. Lineage: Eukaryota; Metazoa; Arthropoda; Insecta; Hymenoptera; Halictidae.